AUGCCCGACGAAAAGGCGCCGCUGCACGUCUACGAGCGCCCCGCGAGCCCGCCCAUCCCCUCGUACGAAGAGGCGACCAGCUCGCGCCACACACGGACCGCCCGCCGCGGGCCCGACGAGGCCAGCGACGACGCCGAGCGGCAGGGCCUGCUCUCGCCAGACGCGCCUGUCCCGGCCAGCGGGCCCUCGCGCCGCAAUGCCUACUACCACCCGCCCAGCGUGCAGUCGGUCGACGAUGGCGACUCGGAGCUGGGCAGCCCCGUGCGCUCGAGCGCCGACGACGAGCAGCGCCAGAUCCUCGAGGAAAUGGACAUUCUGGACCCGGAGUCCGCCGACGACGACGGCCGCGCUCGCCGCAAUCGUGCGCGCGGCCGCUUCUCCAAGCGGCUGUCGAGCCUCACCAGCAGCCUGUCGAGCCUGCACCUGCCGCGCCUGGCCUGGCCCCGCCGCCUGCGCCCGUCGUUUGCGCGCGUCACCGACGGCCUGCGCCCGUCGGUCGCCUUUGUCGCCAAUCGCCUGCCCACCGUCCCCGACGAGUACAGGCCCGGGUGGAGCGUCAUUGCGCGGCUGUGCGGGCUGCUCGUCAUCGCCUCGCUCGUGUACAUGCUGGUCGCGAGCGAGGUCGUGCCCAUGGGCGGCGGGUUCGGCGCCCAGUUCAACGCCGAGUGGGUGCGCCACGAGGCCCAGAAGAACAUUGAGGGCUGGCGCAUCGAGAAGACGCUCGAGUACAUGACCAGCUUCGACCACCUGGCCGCCACCGAGGGCAGUUACGUCCAGGGGCAGUGGAUCGAGGGCAAGUUCAAGGACGCGCACAUGGACACGUACACGCACGACGAGUACUGGGUGUAUAUGAACUACCCGCAGAAAAAGGCGGGCCGUAGCGUGGAGGUGGUCGAGGGCGAGGCCAAGGGCUGGAAGGCCAGCCUGGAGGAGCCGUCCGUGUACAAGCCGGCGCGCGCCCAGACGCCGGCCUUCCACGCCCUGUCGGCGGCAGGAAGCGUCCAGGGCCCGCUAAUCUACGUCAACUACUGCGACACGAAGGACUUCAAGAGGCUGUGGGACAGCGGCGUCGACGUCCAGGGCGCCGUGGCACUGUGCAGGGAGUACGGGACACAGCCGGACCUGGCCAUGAAGGUCAAAGCGGCGCAGGACGCGGGCGUCGUCGGCGUGCUCGUGUACUCGGACCCCGUCGAGGACGGUUUCACAAGAGGCACAACCUGGCCAAACGGCAAGUGGCGCCCCGAGACAAGCCUAAGACGUGCUUCGGUCGCCCUGUCCAACAUGAUCCUGGGCGACCCCCUCACGCCGGGCAAGCCGAGCUCGAAGAAGCAGGACCGCGUGCCAAAGGACAAGAACCCGGGUCUGCCCAGGAUUCCCAGCUUGCCCCUGUCGUGGAAAGACGGGCAGAAGCUGCUCCAGUCUCUGGACGGCAUUGGCGAAAAGCUGCCCGAGGAUUGGAAAGGCGCGGUGCCAGACGUGAACUGGUUCUCCGGCCAUCCUGACAAGUCGCCGCGAGUGAACCUCUCCAACCACCAAGACGAAGUCGAGCAGCAGCGCAUCACCAACGUCUUCGGCUCCAUCCGCGGCCUCGAGGACACAGCCCACAAGGUCAUCAUCGGCAACCACCGCGACUCGUUCUGCUUCGGUGCCGCGGACCCUGGCUCCGGCACCGCCAUCAUGCUCGAAGUCGUGCGCGUGCUGGGCGACCUGCGCGCCCAGGGCUGGCGGCCCAUGCGCACGAUUGAGUUUGCGUCUUGGGACGCCGGCGAGUACAACCACGCCGGCUCGACCGAGCACGUCGAAGCCAACGCCGACUCGCUGCGCGAGAACGCGCUCGCGUACAUCAACAUUGACGCCGCCGUCACCGGCGACAAGCUCUGGGCCAACGGCUCGCCCAUCUUCACGCACGCCUGGCACCGCAUCCUGGACCGCCUAAACGACCCGCGCAUGGACAACAAGACGCUCAAGGAGCUGUGGGACGCGCAGGGCUCGCGCGUCGGCAACCUGGCCGCGGACCGCGACUCGGCCCCCUUCCAGUUCAUCGCCGGCACGUCCAGUCUCGACUUUGGCUUCGGCGCCAAAGACACGCCCGCAAACCCCAUGGCCGGCAGCUGCUACGAGACGUUUGACUGGAUCGCGCAGCACAUUGACCCUGGGUUUCUCUACCACCAGCUCCACGCGCAGCUGCUGGUCCUGCUCAUCCUCGAGCUGAGCCAGGAGCCCAUUGCACCGCUCCGCAUCACAAACUAUGCCGCGCAUCUGCAGCAAGAGGGCCAGAAGCUGCUCGACGACACGGAGAAGGCGGGCGGCGACUACGACAUCGCCAUGUUUGAGCCGCUGGUGCAGAGCCUGAGCGCCCUCAAAGCCAAAGCAGACGAGUUCCACAAGUGGGAGACGUUCUGGUACAACCAGGUCUACGCCACGGGCGGCUUCGAGACGACGAGCGUCACCAUGCAGCGCAUCAACCACAACGCCAAGAUGGGCCAGUUUGAGACGCUGCUGCUGGAUCUGCCGACGGGCCCCACCGACACGAGUCCGCGAGGCUUGCCUGGCCGCCAACAGUUCAAGCACGUCGUCUUCGCGCCGUCGCUGCACAACGCGCGCGAGAGCAGCGUGUUCCCGUUUGCACGCGACGCGCUCGAGAAGCUCGACUGGAAGCGCGCCAAGGACGCCAUCAGGAUGACGGCCGAUUAUUUGAACCGCGCCGGCGAUGUGCUGGGGCCGGGCUAG
This is a messenger RNA of Didymella exigua CBS 183.55, 2730 nucleotides long. Its product is annotated as Zn-dependent exopeptidase. The record is from RefSeq and is a predicted model, not a curated record. The coding region runs from base 1 to 2730 and encodes 909 amino acids. The transcript has 2 exons. NCBI's taxonomy places the organism in Eukaryota, Fungi, Ascomycota, Dothideomycetes, Pleosporales, Didymellaceae. Gene Ontology annotation, molecular function: carboxypeptidase activity.